Molecule: messenger RNA, 2792 nt
Organism: Gymnodraco acuticeps
Lineage: Eukaryota; Metazoa; Chordata; Actinopteri; Perciformes; Bathydraconidae
Gene: chst7
Product: carbohydrate (N-acetylglucosamine 6-O) sulfotransferase 7
Exons: 4
Coding region: 97-1338 (413 amino acids)
Biological process (GO): carbohydrate metabolic process; N-acetylglucosamine metabolic process
Cellular component (GO): Golgi membrane
Molecular function (GO): N-acetylglucosamine 6-O-sulfotransferase activity; chondroitin 6-sulfotransferase activity
Source: RefSeq, a predicted model, not a curated record
CCACACACACACACACACACACACACAUAUAUCUCCACUGCAGCUCACAAAACGCAGAACCUCCAAAAGGAAACAACUGUAGCCUCCGGAGAGGAAAUGAAGAGGCGGCUGCACAAGAAAUACCUGGUUUUGAUCCUGGCAUACACAGGUUUACUUCUGCUAAUCCCCUACGUGUUGGAUUACGGGGAUAAAUCCGUGCACCACAAUAAUAAACUGCGGCAGCAACAGCCCAGAUGCCCAGAUUUGGAGAAGCUUUGGGAUGAUAACGGUAACGCGUCGGAGCAGCACGCCGUCAACAGGAGCCAAACUCGGAUACACAUUUACCUUCAUGCCACCUGGAGAACCGGAUCCUCGUUCCUGGGGGAGUUGUUCAACCAGCACCCCGAUGUCUUCUACCUGUAUGAGCCCAUGUGGCACAUAUGGCAGGCUCUGUACCCGGGGGACGCUGCAAGCCUGCAGGGUGCGGUGCGGGACAUGAUGAACGCCUUGUACCGGUGCGACUUCUCCGUGCUCAAGCUCUACGCAGGCUCUCAGAACAUCACCACCUCCUUCAUAUUCGGCUGGAAGAUGAACAAGGUGAUCUGCUCCGAGCCGCUGUGUGAUGCUCACAAGAGGCACGACAUCGGGCUGGUGAAGGAGGAUCAGUGCGCAAAGUGCAAGAAGAGGGACAUCAGAGAUCUGGAGAGGGAGUGUAAGAAGUACCCGGUGAUGGUGAUCAAAGGAGUCCGUGUGCUGGAUCUAAGCACGCUGGUUCCUCUCAUGAAAGACCCGGCGAUCAACCUGCAGAUCAUCCAGCUCUUCAGAGACCCGCGGGCCGUGCACAACUCCCGGCUGAAGUCCAAGCAGGCCCUGGUGAAGGAGAGCAUCCAGGUGCUGAGGAGCAAGAAGCAGACGGAUAAAUACAAGCGGCUGCUGGUGCCAAACAACAGGGUGAACCGGGCCGAGAGCUACGUCUCCAGCGCCAUGGAGCUCAUCUGCGACAACUGGCUGAGCGACAUGAUGCUGGUGCUGAACGCCCCCCCCUGGGUGAGGAGGAACUACCUCCGGGUCCGCUACGAGGACCUGGUUCUGCAGCCCAUGGAGGAGCUGCAGAGGCUCUUCCUCUUCUCAAAUCUCACCAGCUCCCCGGCGCUGGACAGCUUCGCCCUCAACAUGACGCACGGACACGGAUACUCCUCCGACAAACCCUUCCUCAUCUCCUCCAGGGACGCCAAGGAGGCCAUUUACGCCUGGAGGGAGAGGCUGAACGUGGAGCAGAUCAACCAGGUGGAGGCGUACUGCAGCGAGGUGAUGAGGCAGCUGGGCUACGAGAAGAACAGCGGGGACAAAACCACAUGAAGAGGUGCAACGCAUGGGUGCAGGGGCCUGGUGUUCAGCGCUGAAGGCAGAAGGUGGAAUAAGAAAACAGGCAGCAGGAAUGUGCUCCGCUGGGAGAGUCCAGCCCUACAGACGAGGAGGCUCGACGAACUGCAGGAAAAACAUGGGGAGCAGAGGAACUGAAGAACGGGGGAGAAGGCUGCUUAUUCUGGCAGUGUUACAUGUUUAACACCAUGCAGACAGAGAGAGUGUGGGAGGGGGAAUAAACGCUGGCCAGCCUCCACCCUUCUGUCCUUUUUAGUAGCACUAAUCCUCCUCAAAUCCCCGGCAGCCGAGUGCCAUAAAAAGCCCGAGAUGGCGACGUCGGAGCGGGGGGUGCAGAGAGUCGGUUCUCUCUCACCUGCGAGGCUUAUCAUACAGACAGUGCGGUAAUCUGCAGCAUUACUGACACUUGGCUGUAGCUGGCUCUCUAACAAUGCCAAUGAAGUGCUUUGAAAGAAGAAACUACAGUAUGUGUGUGGAAAAAAGAGGCCGGACUGAGGAGCCGUUGUCGUCGUCCCCCCCUCACCCCCCGGCCCCUGAGGAAUCCAGACAGCUGCAGCACCCCGCUGACAAAACACUCACGAGAGUGUGAAAUCCUCUAAUAUCACACGGACGUGUCUGGAGGAACUUUCCUAGCAACGUUUUCACAAACACACGGUACUGAUUCUUACUGUUUUUAUAUUACAUCUAUAAUGUUAAAAAAAUGCUGCGACAUGCCUCUGGGUUAAAGAUGGAGGAAGUGUUCCAGCAUCAACGUGUUCAACUUCAGAAGUUGGUUCUGGGGGGGAAACCUGCAAGAAAUAACGUUUAGAUAAUUGACCUCAAUGUUUGUAAAAAAUAGAAAGAGAAAUGUGUGUUAUUGCUAUUCAUUGGGAGGAACCUUAAACAUGUAAUCUUCUCUCAAUCAAUAGUGGUGCAGGAAUGAGUCCUAAAACCCUGAGCAUGUUAGCGUUACUGAAGCUUCUAUGUGUCCUAAGAGCGUCUAAGUGUCUAAAUGAGACAACUAAACGUCAUCUUGCCGACCAUUAGCCGCCUUUAACUUAGCGGUGGUGUCGUUUCUUUAUAGCCUAAUGUUAGCUUUUUACUUGUUUUUACUACUUCAUGGUUAAGGACAGUAAAUAAAUCAGUUGGAUGUUUAAAAUCGGAGUUUCUCCCUUUACGCUGUUCGGCCGCUGCUGACGUUUUUACAGUUUUUUUUUUUUACAUCAUUGAGGUUUUUAUUAGAAGCCAAAUUAUCCGCAAAGGUCUCCUACUCUGCAGAACAAAUAUUCUAUGGUACCGCUACAAGCUAAAGGACGUUUUCCAGCAUCCACGUGUUCAACUUCAGAAGUUGGUUCUGUAAUGGUUCUGGGGGGAAAACCUGCAAGAAAUAAUGUUUAGAUUAUUUAAACUGACCUCAAUAAAGAGUUUGUAAAAACUAGAAAAGAGAAAAA